AUGCAGUGCAUAGGGGAUAUCAGUGAAGAGGUCUGGCAAGACUGCAUCACCCUCUUCCUACAGACUGGGAUGUGCUGUGAUGCAGCAAUUAUCACCAAUUCCCCACCAUGGUUGCUAGCUUUUUACCCCGAAGGUAACUUGUUCCAGUUGACCCAGGAAGAAAUUCAGAUCUUGCUGGCAAGAGAGGGGAGAGAGAAAUUGUUUCAUCAGGGGAUCACACUUGCAGGGACAAAAUGCUUAUUGAUUCGGGACAACCUUUACACCGAGGGAAACAACACCAUGGACCUCCGCACCAAAGGCCAGAGUCAGGGCAGCCAGGCAGUCACUGUAGUUCAGAUUGAGUCCGUAUACCUUGUGGUGAUGGGACAAAAAGGAACAGAAGGAGGUCCUCUCAACCUUAAGGUUUUUGAGAUGGCAGGUUACAUCAAAGAGGCCAUUCAUCAACACAUGGCCCAUUUCUAA
Hyaena hyaena (striped hyena) is the source of this 462-nucleotide messenger RNA. Its product is annotated as profilin-2-like. Gene Ontology annotation, molecular function: actin binding. Lineage: Eukaryota; Metazoa; Chordata; Mammalia; Carnivora; Hyaenidae. The record is from RefSeq and is a predicted model, not a curated record. The transcript has a single exon. Gene Ontology annotation, biological process: positive regulation of actin filament bundle assembly; actin cytoskeleton organization; regulation of actin filament polymerization. Bases 1 to 462 code for a protein of 153 amino acids. Gene Ontology annotation, cellular component: cytoplasm.